Xenopus tropicalis (tropical clawed frog) is the source of this 1723-nucleotide messenger RNA. RefSeq names its product uroporphyrinogen III synthase (gene uros). The transcript has 10 exons. Gene Ontology annotation, biological process: heme B biosynthetic process; tetrapyrrole biosynthetic process. The coding region runs from base 37 to 825 and encodes 262 amino acids. NCBI's taxonomy places the organism in Eukaryota, Metazoa, Chordata, Amphibia, Anura, Pipidae. The record is from RefSeq and is a predicted model, not a curated record. Gene Ontology annotation, molecular function: uroporphyrinogen-III synthase activity.
AACCAGCCCCUAUCUUCUAUAGGGUCCAUCUCUACAAUGAAGGUUUUAUUACUGAAAGACCCCAAAACUAAGGAUUUGGCUUCAGAUCCAUAUGUUAAGGAAUUGUCAUCGUAUGGAUUACAGGCAACAUUAAUUCCCGUGUUAUCCUUCAAAUUUGUGUCCCUGGAUCAUUUCUUUGACAAGCUUUCCCACCCAGAGAGUUAUGCUGGUCUCAUAUUUACCAGCCCAAGAGCAGUAGAAGCCGUGAAAUUAUGUUUGCAAACACCCGAUCAUAAAGAAGCUUGGAAUGACCGGCUCUGUGCCAAGUGGAAUUCUAAACCCGUUUAUGUGGUUGGCAAAGCUACAGCCUCUUUGGUUGAAGAGAUUGGCCUUUCGUCAGAAGGAGAAGGGUCAGGAAAUGCAGAAAAGCUUGCGGAAUGUAUCUGCUCAAAGGGAUUAUCGUAUUCUGCACCCAUUCUUUUUCCUUGUGGAUCUUUGAAAAGAGAGGUUCUUCCUAAAAAACUUCAAGAAAAAAAGGUACCUCUAGAGACCAUUACGGUUUAUCAGACUGCCCCGCAUCCUGCCGUACAAGACUCUCUUAUGAAUUAUUUCACUAAGGAAGGUGUCCCAGCAAGUGUUGUGUUCUUUAGUCCGUCUGGAGUAAAAUAUUGUCUCAAGUUUCUCAAGGACCUACCUAAUGAUCAGCUUAAUCAAAUAAAGUUUGGCGCCAUUGGCCCUACAACUGCGGAAGCAAUGGCCGAAGAAGGCAUCCCGGUGUCAUGCACUGCUCUGAACCCCACGCCUCAGGACUUAGCAAUAGGAAUAAAGCAAGCUGACAUGCAAUAAAAAUGCUAAUUGGGCUUGAUGGACCUUCUGCCAAGUGCGGCGUGAGUGAGCUUCGUGAUGAAAGGUUAUCGAUUCCCUGCAACUUCUUGGGAAAGUCUGUACUGAGUUAAAUAAUGGUGCAAUAAAAUGCUGACUCCAAGGGUAACUGUCAUUGAACAUGUCAACUGCAACUUGUGGCAGUGUUUACUUUCUUCUGCAUCUUAUGAUAUGUAUAUAACCAGGCCUAUGAAUUAGCAGAUCAUGGGUCUAUAGGGAAUAAGCAACCUCUGUUACUGCAUUGCACCUUCCAGCAGCCCCAUUGCCUUGAUCCCCAACCCGUGGCUCAUAAGCAACAUGUUGCUCCCAGUGGCCUUAAACUAGGUGCCCAUUUUAAAAUGGGUCUUGGAGGCAAGUUUUGGAAGUCCGGAGACACAGUUUUACUCCAAGCAGAGCCUCCUGCAGGCCAGCAGUCACAUGGGGCUACCAAAUAGCCAAUCACAGCCCUUAUUUGGCACCCCCAAGGAAAUUAUUUCAUGCUUGUGUGGCUCACCAACAUUUUUUAUUCACUAGUGUGGCUCAUUAGUAAAAAAUGUUGGGGUUCCCUGCCUUAGAGGGAUGCUGGGAGUUGUAGAUCUUUAGCUGAGAUUCCAAUGUAUGGUCUUUAUAAUAGAUUAUUUACAAAAUGUAUCCUUUAAGCACCAUGCUAUGCAGGCCUUCACCAAAGAACCCAUAUUAAUGCAUUAAUGAUACGGGCUGAAAAGUUUUCGAUUGUGGGUAAGACCAAAGCGCACAGAGACGAGUUGAUGUUCACCUAUGUUAGUAAAUCAGCCCUUCAGAUGGUUUAUUUGUGGCCCCAAAAAUAUACAGGGUGAUAGUAGGUUUAAUGGACUAAAAUAAAUACAACUUUUUUUUAAUCUCA